Molecule: messenger RNA, 678 nt
Organism: Arachis ipaensis
Lineage: Eukaryota; Viridiplantae; Streptophyta; Magnoliopsida; Fabales; Fabaceae
Source: RefSeq, a predicted model, not a curated record
AUGGAACUUAUGCAGUUGAAGCAAGGUUCCUUGUCUGUGACGGACUAUACUAGCCGAUUUGAAGAGCUCUGUAGGUUCUCUAGGGUGUGUCAGGGUGCCCCAGAGACCUACAAAAGCUGGAAAUGCAUUAAGUAUCAAAGGGAAUUGAAGGAUAACUUCAUGACUGCUGUGGCUCCUAUGGAGGAUCGUAUUUUCUCCGAUUUGGUGAACAAGGCGAGAGUGGUGGAAGAAUAUGCAAAGACGGUAGCCUCAUCAAAGGACACUCAUGGAGGGAACACUAGUAAGGGACGUGGUAAGUACUUUCAGCCGAGGGCGCAGAAUUUCAAGAGAGGAGGACAUGCGCCUCAAGCUCAAGGAGGCUUAAAAAAGAACACUUAUAAUCAGUUUCAGUAUGCCAAAGGAAGAAGGAAUCAGAGUAAGAUUUCUCCGAAUUUGACUUGUGUGCAUCGUGGACGUUUUCAUCCAUAUGAUUCUUGCAAGAUUGGUUUAGGUGAUUGCCUCAACUGCGGGUUGCCUGGUCACAUUGCGAGAGAUUGCACUCGUGGGAGGAACCCGAAUGCGGGUCAGAGUCAGCACCAAGGGCGAGUAUUUGCUGUGAAUGCCAAGGAUGUUGCUAAGGCAGAUCUAUUGAUGAGAGGCAUAUGUUUAAUUGGUGAUAAGACCUUAGUUGCAUUGUAG